AUGGACCCUCCCCUCCUCACCUCCCCACUCUUGCUACCAUUCUGGCUUGCCGUCCCCUCCUUGCCGUCCCCUCCUUGCCGUCCCCUCCUUGCCGUCCCCUCCUUGCCGUCCCCUCCUUGCCGUCCCCUCCUUGCCGUGCCCUCCUUGCCGUCCCCUCCUUGCCGUCCCCUCCUUGCCGUCCCCUCCUUGCCGUCCCCUCCUUGCCGUCCCCUCCUUGCCGUCCCCUCCUUGCCGUCCCCUCCUUGCCCCGCCCCACCAGGUCAAAGAUUCAUCUCCCCAGCUUACCGUUUCAAUGAUGACGGGGAGCCGGGAGGAACAGCCGGGCGGCCGAUUUUGGCAGCUAUUGAGGGGGCUGGGGUGGAUGGUGUCAUGGUGGUGGUAACCAGGUAA
This is a messenger RNA of Closterium sp. NIES-65, 390 nucleotides long. The record is from the annotation of a GenBank genome assembly. NCBI's taxonomy places the organism in Eukaryota, Viridiplantae, Streptophyta, Zygnematophyceae, Desmidiales, Closteriaceae.